AUGGAGAAAAAUAGAAGUCCUACACAGAAUAGGAAGUUGCUGAACCCAGGAGCUUGCACCCAACUGAAAGAGGUACCUGAAGGGCCAUUUCCACCGGAAGGAGAGGAUUUUCCCUUAAAGCUAUUUGACUCAUUGGAGUCUGAUUCUGACAGCUUAAUUCAAGAAAGGGAAUAUCAACUGGAACUGCAGCAUCGCAUUCAGGACAAUGAAGAGAUGGUAACUUUAGAAGACACUGAAUAUGAUACAAAUAAUGGGGAGGAGGAUGAAUGGAAUCUCUAUGACAGUCUGGAGGAUAUGGAAGAUGAGCAAUAUGAAGAACAGAUUGAACCAGAACACAAAGUCAAUAACAAUAUAAGCCUUCAAACUACUGACAGAUACGCCAACCUACGAUAUAAUCCUAAUUGGAGAAAUACCAAAGCAGGAGCAAAGAUUCUUAUGCCCAAACAAAACUAUGAAUCACUUCAUGAUUCACUGGAGAAUUUGCUUCAAGAGUCAAAUGAGCUAUUGGAGAAAACUGAAGGAAGAUACAAUGAACACCAAGAUAAAGUGGAACAAAAAAGGCACACAAAUAAAGCUCGUGCAGUUGGAUUUCGUUUGAGAGAUGAUGAUAACAUAGAGAAACAACUUAAAAGGAAAAGACCGUCUUCACCUUACAUUAAAUGUGAAGUUAACAUGCAAGAAGAACAUGAAUCACUUGCUUCUUCUGGAUUUUGUGAUUUGCAAAAUGACAGGAAAAUCAAAUCAGACACAAUUGUAGCAGAAGUAUCCCAGGAAAACCAUGAGGAACAUCAGUCUCAUGAUGAAGAUAAUUGUGAAAUGUUUAGUGAUUCUGAAUGCGAACACCUGGAUUCACUGGAACAGAAAAGACUAACAGAUAAAUCUCAAGGAAUUAAAUUUAGGUUGAGAGAAAGUAAUAAUGUACAAAAGCAGUCUGAAAGGAAACAUUUGCCUUCUUAUUAUAAAAAUGAACAAAGUGCCCAAGAUUGUGAAUCACUCGAUUCUCCUAGAUUUUAUAUUGAUACAGUUAAGAGUGAUUUGGAAAACAAUAAGAAAAUUGGAACAAGAAAAUUCUUAAUUAAAGAACCUAAGGAUAAGCAUGAGAAAGAUGAAGAUCACAAUGAAGAAGAUGACUAUGUAAGUUUGAAUGACCACUAUCAAAAAGAAUACCAGCAAUUCAUGGAGCAAGAGUCAACCUGUAGUGAUAUGAGCAUAACGAGUGUGAAACACUCCAAGAACCGUGUGAUCUCUCAUGACAGGAAAUUGCAAACAAAAGUGAGAGUACAGGAUAAUAUUGUGGAACGGAAUAAACAGACUCUGGGAAGAAACAAAAUAAACUCAUAUCAACUGUUGUACAGUGAAAAGAAAGAGGUUAAAGGUACACAGCAGCUAUCUUCUGCAAAAAGUUCCAAAUGUGUGAACACUCAUGAGUCUGUCCAGCAUGUUUUGGAUGGUGAGGAGAGCAGUACUAUUGAAAUGAAGUGGAAGCAAAAGGCACAGAAAUUGCAGAACCAGAAAGCAAAACAACUAUCUGCUCGGAAAAAAGGAUUGACCAGUGUGUUGAGAGACAGAUCCUCAAAACCUCCUGAUAAACCUUCCAGUAAACAGCAGAUGCAGAAAUCCCAGGUCUCUGAGGACCAAUCACAUCACUUUGAAAGCAUAGUCCAUCAGAAUAAAAAUGCAUCUGAGUUGCUAGUAAUUCAGAGAGAUGACAGCCGUGUCUUGUUGACUCCUAGCACUGACCGAACAUUUACUUCAUCAUCUGUCAAUCAAAUUGGUCCUGCCUUUGUUCCGAAUUCUCACCCAACAGUGAAUCUGAAUAUCAACUUAAAUACAUUGUCAUCUGGUGGCAAUACGCAGACCACUGUUAAGCUGGUCCCGGCACAUCAUCCGAUGAGUCAAGAUGCUUCUAUUUGCAGAGAUCACAAUGUUUAUAAUACAUCUCAAAAUCCUGUUCCGUGUUUUCAGGAGUAUCAGAAGAAUCCUGAAUCAAGGAUCUCUCAUUUUCCAAACCAGCUCAGCACUAAUGCAUCCCAUUUUUUAAAAACUUUGUAUGUACCAGAAAAUGCCCACCAUCAACUUCUGUGUAACAUGCAGUCCCCUUUCUAUACACAAUAUGGGAAGACUGAACAUGGCCAGAUGCUCAAUCCUAACUACCAUCAAGGUGCUUAUGCUAGAACACUAGCACCAGGUCUUUGCAGUUACUCUCAUCUACAAAGGACAGAUAUUGCUGCUGGAAAUUCGCAAUCCUAUUCCAUGAAUCAAGAAAAAUUGACAAAAGAGGAUCACAGUCAGUUUGGAAAAGAAUAUGGGAAUUCAAGGUUUCCACCGCUUUCCUUUCUACCCCCUUAUCAAUUGGUUCAGUCUCCGAGCACACGCCUCAUUCAGCAAAUGGAGCAUAUUUAUGAGGGCACACCACGUCCGCUUCACACACACCCUAGUUCUCACGUGGUGCUGCCACCUAUAGGUCUCAUGGGAGACAGUGACUCUGAACUAGAGCAAACUCGGCCAAAUGAGAAGAAAGCAGUGACACUAUCACGCUGUAAUUCAGAUGGCUACCUGGCACAAAUGGAGAAGAUUAAUAAGCUGAAAGAAAAUAAUAAAUACAAGCCCUACACUUUGAGAGAUUAUAAGAGUUUAAAACAGGAUGUGAAACUUGGAGGUUUGGGACCAGACUAUAAAUCUGCUCAAGAAAAGACAGAGAAAAUGAAACGACAAAAGGAAUAUGCAACACAAGUUAAAAGCCAGAACAUGAAACCAGGCUCCAAACCAUCCCCAUCUCAGCUUAAACCUCCUCCAGGCAUUGAAAACAAGACAAAUUCUCGGCGGAAAUUGGCAUUGGAAUAUGCUAGAAACAUCCAGAAACCAAAACCACUCGCAACUAAACCUGGGGAUGCUAAUGAGAAAUCGGAAAGGAGUGAGUUCCCUGAACAUAGUCAAUAUGCACAACUAGACCCAUCACACAAUAUACUUCUUGCAAUGCUGCAGCAACGACAUGAAAAGGAGAAGCAAAUUGUAGCAAGAUUCACAGCAAUGCAUGUGAGCUGAUGAUAAGUGAAUUUGUAUUUCAAGUGGAACAUC
Messenger RNA from Hemiscyllium ocellatum (epaulette shark), 3078 nucleotides. RefSeq names its product junctional cadherin complex regulator (gene jhy). Gene Ontology annotation, biological process: axoneme assembly. Bases 1 to 3045 code for a protein of 1014 amino acids. The record is from RefSeq and is a predicted model, not a curated record. Lineage: Eukaryota; Metazoa; Chordata; Chondrichthyes; Orectolobiformes; Hemiscylliidae. The transcript is spliced from 8 exons.